GAUUAGAUCAAACUGAUUGAUUGGUGAGUCUGCAUCACUAGAUCUGACUCCAAACAUCUGGAAACACACACAGCUCCACUGAUCUCAGCUUCAUCUUCAUCCACCCUCAAGAGUUUAUCAGUGAUAUUUGACUGUGUUUCACUGGAUCAGUCAAGGAUGGAGACGGAGGACUUCAUGCAUGUGUGUUUUCACAGAUAUGCCAAACUGCAGCCGGGGUCAGAGGUGCGCAGAAUGACCCCUGAUGAGCGGACGGAGCUCAGGAACACUGUCUCCUCGAUCCUCGGCGCCUGGUUGGAUCAGUACUCUGAGGACUUCUGGAAGCCUCCGGACUACAGUUGUCUGAGACGCCUGAUCCACUAUCUGCAGCUCAGCUUCCCGGGAUCGGAUCUGGAGCGUCGCGCCUGUAACCUGCUGAGCCAGUUCCACCGCAGACUCCAGCAGGAAUCAGACCGAGACGUGCUGGAUCAGUGCUGUGCCUUCGCUCUGCUGCAGGAAAACGGAUUCCACGAGGAACGACCCGACUUCCUGAACUUUGACCCCACUGUGGUGGCAGAGCAGUUCACACUGAUGGACGCAGAGCUGUUCAAGCGGGUCGUGCCGUAUCACUGUCUGGGAAGCAUCUGGUCUCAGAGAGAUAAGAAAGGGAAGGAACAUCUGGCGCCGACCAUCAGAGCCACGGUCAGCCAGUUCAACCGCGUCACCAACUGUGUGAUCUCCACCUGCCUGAGUGACCGGACGCUCAAGCCUGCCCACAGAGCCCGGAUCCUGGAGCACUGGAUUCAAGUAGCCAGGGAGUGUCGGAUCUUGAAGAACUUCUCGUCUCUGCGUGCGAUUCUGUCGGCGCUGCAGUGUAACCCGGUUCACCGGCUCAAGAAAACAUGGGACGAAGUGUCACGAGAAAACAUUCGCAUCUUCCAGGAGCUGUCAGAGAUAUUCUCUGAUGAGAACAACCACUCGCUGAGCCGAGAACUGCUGAUAAAGGAGGGAACAUCCAAAUUUGCCACUCUGGAGAUCAAUCCUAAGCGAGCGCAGAAACGACAGCAGCCUCAGAGAGAUCUGACUGUGAUGCAAGGGACGAUUCCUUACCUGGGAACUUUCCUGACGGAUCUGGUCAUGAUGGACACAGCCAUGAAGGACUAUCUGGACGGAGGCCUGAUCAACUUUGAGAAGAGAAGGAAGGAGUUCGAGGUCAUCGCUCAGAUUAAGUUGUUACAGCUGGCGUGUAACAAUUAUAAUUUCCAGCGAGUGGCAGGGUUCAGUGCGUGGCUCUCUGGUGUGGAGAAGCUCUCGGAGGCUGAGAGCUACAGUCAGUCGUGUGAGAUCGAGCCGCUCUCUGAAUCUGCCUCCAACACGCUGAGAGCCAAGAAGAGCUCAGGAAUCAUGAAGAGAUGGAGCGAUCGGCAGCCCGUGGGUUCAGGAGAAGCCGGAUGCAGCGGCUCUGGAAGCUCUCACUCCAAGUCCUUCGAUCAGCUGCGCUUCCCUCCGGGUCUGAGCGGCUCGACGGGUGACGGAGGCGACUCUCUCAGCGUGACGUCUGCAGGGUCCAGCAGCUCUGAUGUAGAGGAGGUCAACAUCAGCUUCAUCUCUGAUUCACCCGACGCUCUGGAGAGGAAGACCUCCACGCCCUUCGUAAAACAUUCCAAUUCUACCUUAGGGAAGUGCGGCCCUACAGCAGACCUGAUACCCACGUUCUGGGAGUCCACGUCUCUGUCGUCUCUGGACGCAUCGGGUCUCGGCUCAGGUUCUGGCUCCAGCAGUGCCUCCUCGUCUUCGGUGUCGUCCACACCGGUCACAGGGUCUCGCUCACACAAGCGCUCCGUCUCCGGCGUGUCCAGCUACUCGUCUCUCUCUCUGCCACUUUACAACCAGCAGGUGGACGACUGCUGCAUCAUCAGAGUCAGUCUGGACGUGGACAACGGAAACAUGUACAAGAGCAUACUGGUCACGAGUCAGGAUAAGACCCCAGCAGUCGCGAGGAAAGCCAUGGUCAAACACAACCUGGACAGCGAGCGAGCCGAGGAGUAUGAGCUGGUUCAGAAGAUCAGUGAGGAAAAGGAGCUGAAGAUCCCCGACAACGCCAAUGUUUUUUACGCCAUGAACUCCACGGCCAACUAUGACUUUGUCUUGAAGAAGAGAGGUUUCCCGAGAGCAGGCCGAACCAAACCUGUGUCCAGCUCCACGCUGCCCCGAAUGAGGCAGAAAGGUCUGAAGAUCGCCAAGGGACUCUUCUGAACCCAAACUCAGUGUCAUUCCCUGACCCCUAAACCUGCUCUGGUCUGUGACGUCUUCAGCUGUGUGCUGUGAACUACACCACCAGGAUGACACUGACCCCCGCUCUGGUCACAUGACCGGUCACAUGACCGGAAGAGGCCGCACAUAUCACCCCUCUCUGUUAACGCUUGCUGCACACUGUUGCGUGAAAUGCAUUUGUGUGUGUGUGUGUGUGUGUCUGUGUGUGUGUGUGUGUGUCUGUGUGUGUCUGUGUGUGUCUGUGUGUGUGUGUGUGUGUGUGUGUGUCUGUGUGUGUGUGUGUGUGUCUGUGUGU
Molecule: messenger RNA, 2545 nt
Organism: Carassius carassius (crucian carp)
Lineage: Eukaryota; Metazoa; Chordata; Actinopteri; Cypriniformes; Cyprinidae
Product: ral guanine nucleotide dissociation stimulator-like
Exons: 15
Coding region: 157-2232 (691 amino acids)
Biological process (GO): positive regulation of GTPase activity; Ras protein signal transduction
Cellular component (GO): plasma membrane
Molecular function (GO): guanyl-nucleotide exchange factor activity
Source: RefSeq, a predicted model, not a curated record